CAUAUUCUGUGACAAGUAUUUUGAUUCGUAUCUGUUGGAAGUAAGAAAAGAGAAAUUAAGGGGGAGUAGAGGGGGUAAAGAAGAAGAGCUGUCAAAAUAAUUCCCGUGUCUCUGAAACAGCGAGGGCUGUAGUAACCCCCCACUCGAGUCAAAACAGAGAGGGCCUGGGUACCGUAGAAACUCCGUCUACGAAGUCCACCUCGCCGCUUUUCUUUCAGCACCACGGCCCUGUGGGAGAUUCGGUGGCUGAGUUUCGGGUGUUGAAGGUGGCCCGGGGAGCGGCGGCGGAGACGAAGAUGCUCAAGCUGUGGCUGAGGUGCUGCCACCACUGAGGCGUCCUCAGUGUGCUGAACGGAGCGAGCAGAGCAGUCCUGACCUGGCAGUACACGAAUGGCCCAGGGAAGCCACCAGAUUGACAUUCAGGUUUUGCACGACCUGCGCCAGAAGUUCCCUGAAGUUCCAGAGGGUGUUGUUUCCCAGUGUGUUCUGCAGAAUAACAACAAUUUGGACGCCUGUUGUGAGUACCUGUCUCAAGUAAGCCCAGGCUACUUGUACAGCAAAGGAGGCAAACUCAACUACACUGACGACCCCAGCUUCAUCAGGUUCCGGAAUCCCAUGACCCAGCUGAACCUGGGCCUGCAGUCUCAGUCUCAGAAUGUGCAUGCGACCCCGGGAAGGGACGGCCUGAGGAUGAACGGCAGCAGGACACUGUCCCACAGUCUUAGCCUGAGCGACGGGCCCCUACAGACAGGACAGCCCCCGAAUAGUGACUUCUUCCAGCAGGAGCCCCAGUCAGCCCCGGUGCAGGUGCCCGCCAGCCUCAAUGUGUUUGGCGUGAUGGAGCCCACGCGCAAGACCCAGCCGCCCCAGCACCUGGGACUCUACCAGCUGGGGGGGAAAGGACAAUCCAUGGGCCAACAUGGCCAGCAGAUGCCCCGCUUCAACCCCAUCACCGUCACCCUGGCCCCCAACAUCCAGACGGGUCGCAACACCCCCACCUCUUUGCACAUACACGGCGGGCCCCAUACACAGUCCGGCUUGAGCAGUCCACAGGGUAACUCUAUCUACAUAAGGCCGUACGUGACCCAGCCCAGCGGUACAACCCGGCAGAGCCAGCAGCAGCUUCAGCAGCAGGCAGGCAGGGCCCAGUACAGCCCCACCUCCCAACCCCAGCAGCAGAUCUACCAGAUCUCCCAUCCCACGUCACUGCCUGGCUCCUGGACAGGCCCUUCCUCCCAGCAGCACCAGCACGGCUCCUCACAUACCUCACAGCACCAGUCACAGGGCCACCAGACCUCCCAUGUCUACAUGCCCAUCAGCUCCCCCACCAACCCACAGGCCCCCUCCUCUAUCCUCCAGGCCCCCUCCUCUAUCCUCCAGGCCCCCUCCUCUAUCCUCCAGGCCCCCUCUGGAGGUCAGGGCUCCUCUUCUGGUGCCUCCUCCUCUGGCAUGCCCUCUGGCAUGUCCUCCUUCAGCCAGUACAACAUCCAGAACAUCUCCACCGGACCGCGCAAGAACCAGAUAGAGAUCAAACUUGAAUCUCCUCAGAGGAGCAACUCCACCACGACCACGGCCGUGCUGCGCACCAGCAGUGGCCCCCGAUCCAACUCCUCCACCUCCUCCUCCUGCCCCUCAUCCUCCUCCUCUGUCGCGGCAGCCCCUGGCCCAACCACCACCCCCCUGUCCAUCGGAGGCCCAGGUCUGAGCCGCAGCCAGCCCACUGUUUACAUCUCUGCCAGCCCGCCCACUGUUGCUGCUACCACCCCCUCUGACGAGGCCAACAUGGCCUCAUCCGGCUCUCGCUCCCAGCCCAAGUUUUACAUUACUGCUAAUAACGACGACGGUGGGGGCAGAAACCCUCCAACCGUCUACAUCUCUGCUCAACCACCUCCGCACGGGUCCCAGGGGCCCCGCAAUAUGGGGGGCCAGGUGAGCAUGGGCCCCGCCUACAUCCACCACCACCCACCCAAGUCCCGCGCGUCUAUGGGAGGGGCAGGCACGGCCACCUCGCCACGAGUGGUGGUCACCCAGCCCAACACCAAGUACACUUUCAAAAUCACCGUGUCCCCCAACAAGCCCCCAGCGGUGUCCCCCGGCGUCGUGUCCCCCACCUUUGAGGCUACCAACCUCCUCGGCCUCCCCUCGGACCACCAUUUUGUGGAGCCAGACCCACAUCAUCUCUCAGACCCGCUGUCUGUACACAGGGAGAGGCCCAGCGAGCCACGCAGACUCAGCAUGGGCUCAGAUGACGCAGCAUACACACAAGCCCUGUUGGUUCACCAGAAGGCCCGUAUGGACCGGCUGUGGCAUGAGCUGGAGCUGAAGAAGAAGAAGCUGGAGAAGCUAAAAGAGGAAGUCAACGAGAUGGAGAACGAUCUGACCAGGAGACGGCUGGAACGAUCCAACUCCCAGUCCCAAAUCCCCUCGAUUGAGGAAAUGCAGCAGUUGCGAUGCAACAACAGGGUACUGCAGAUCGACAUUGACUGCUUAACUAAAGAAAUCGAUCUCCUUCAAACAAAAGGACCACACUUUAAUCCCAGUGCCAUUCAUAACUUCUAUGACAACAUUGGAUUCCUAGGUCCUGUCCCACCCAAACCCAAAGGUACUUUAUCUGUUGAGUCGAGCAGUAGGAGCGUUAAGACUGUAGCAGACCAGGAGGAAGACGAGGGGACGCAGUGGAGCUGCACGGCCUGCACCUUCCUCAACCACCCCGCCCUCAACCGCUGUGAACAGUGCGAGUUCCCACGGCACUUCUGAGCCACAAAGACGCCAACAAUACCAACAGCCCGCUUCACUUUUUAAUGCGAAUCAAAGAAACUACAUUAGAAAAGACUGUUUUUUUCUUUCUUUUUCUAGUGGUAAGAAAAUGAAUGGACAGGGGUUUGUAGUUUUUUCCAUUUUGGGACUGUUUCUUUCCCCCCUCCUCCAAGGUUUGUAGAAUGCUAUCCACUGAAGGCUUGACUGGAUAGUGUUUACAGGUUGUGUUACUUUACUAAGCCAGCAGAGUUGGAUGAUACCUCACCUUGGAGUCUCUGCAUGCGUGGGUUCACCCCCCUCUCCCUCCUCCUACUCAACGCUCGGCAGGCGACUUUACCCCUGGGGAUGCCUCGCUGCUUCCAUAUACAGUAUUAACAAGUUGUCCUGCAGUGUGUUGGCACACACAAACACGUAAGCCAACAUGGGUGCCAACGUGCAUUUGCUGAUUAUUUUUUUCUUCUGUGAUGGCCUAAUCAGGAAUGGGAACUUUGGUCAGCCGUCACCUCACACCUGAAGGGAAAACUAACAGACUACUUGUUGACAAUUUGUUUGGUUGCUGUUUCUAGAGAAUGACAGGGGGAAACUUACUGCCACCAAAACUUUUCUCUCGUCUUCUGUAAUGUCCCUUAUCAAUCUGCGUCUCUUCAAUCGAGAGUAAAAAGAACGGAAACUCAAUUGCAUGCUUUAUGUGUACAGUACAUGGAGGGAGGAAAUACCCUUAUGCUUUUUACUGUACAUCAUUUUUGAAUGUGCCUUAAAUGCCUUCUUUCUCACUAUGAAUCACUUGUAUUUCCUGUAAGUAUAGCUUUAUAGACUUGAUUUACUUUGUUUUGUCUUGUUUUGUUUCCAUUUUCUUUCAAACCAAUAAGCACGGUGUCCCUUUUAAGCUUUUUACUUGAUUUCUGUGAGAAUUGAAGCAUUGUGGAAAAAAGAGGAGCAGUUGAAUGAAAACUAUGGAGUCAUGAAGCUUCUUCCGCUCAGUCUGUCGUUCAUCGCUUGUGUAUAUGCUGAAUUUCCUGUGUACGAUCUGCAGAUGCAGCAAAGUCAAAAGAAAGAUGGAGGAGUUUUUUUUAGGAUGCAAGAGCUCUUGGACAGGUGAAAAAAGCUCAUAAGCAGAAUGACAAACUGCCAUCUUAUCUGACAACUGGAAUGUAGGUUUAAUAUUUGGGGACUUUUACACCUCAGUGCCAAGAGACGCAUGAAUUUUACAGUUCAUCCUAAAACUUGCAUCAGAAUAGAAGCUUUCGAGGGCGGAUGAAAGAAAGACGGACUUUGGUAAUUGUAUUAAGGUGUUAAGGCCCAUGUACAGCUUGGUGGAAGGCGACUGUUUCCUGAGGGCUUUCAGAAUCAAAAUAUUUUGCUAUGCCGUAUAAAUUGGGUAAGUGUUCCAAAUGAAUAUGUUAUAAAGUAUUCCUCUUUCAAAUCAGCAGAUAUUUAUGUAGGUAUGUGCUUUACCGUAUCUCCCCCUGGCCAGAAGUUUAGAAUAUCUCCUCUAAUAAAAGACAAUAAGGACAGUGCCAUUGUUAUAUUUCCAAUAAAGUGAGACAAAAUAGUGUCUGUCCUCAUUGUAUAAUCAUGUUUUUAUUUGGUUUAAUUUGUCCUGUGAAGCUUUUUUUUCAUGAGGAUAGUUUAAAAGUUUACCAUUGUAAUGAUUUUACCUUAAUUGUGGAAUAGGUUAUUAUUGUUUGUUUUUCACGUUGUGAAAUGCUGCCACACAUUACUGCCUUGGAAGGGCAUUUGUAUUGAUAAUCUAUGCAGUCACAAAUUAAGAUGUCUUUUUUUUUACCAAAGCUUAGUAUUGUCAAAAACUGAUUAGGUAGAAGCCAAAUUCUUAGUUGUCUCUUAAGCACUUAUAAAAAAAAAAAUCUGUAAAAACCCCAAAGAAACAAAUUGUUCAGCUUUAUCUGCAGCUCGGUGUGAAGUCGGUUAAAUGUUUUAUUCAUAAAAAAAUACUAAUUUGGAUAACUAAAGUGUUUUUUGAUUUUAGCUGGGAAAACUGUCUUUGUAACAGAUAAGUUAUUUGUAAAAAAUAAAUAAAAAUCUAUUCUGAAA
This is a messenger RNA of Salvelinus namaycush (lake trout), 4809 nucleotides long. Its product is annotated as TGF-beta-activated kinase 1 and MAP3K7-binding protein 2-like. Gene Ontology annotation, biological process: positive regulation of protein kinase activity. The record is from RefSeq and is a predicted model, not a curated record. The transcript has 7 exons. Lineage: Eukaryota; Metazoa; Chordata; Actinopteri; Salmoniformes; Salmonidae. Gene Ontology annotation, molecular function: K63-linked polyubiquitin modification-dependent protein binding; ubiquitin binding. Bases 391 to 2757 code for a protein of 788 amino acids.